AUGGCCCCCAUCGCCAAGCAGUAUGACUUCAUCGUCAUCGGUGGUGGUAGUGGUGGUUCCGGCGCUGCGAGGAGAGCAUCUGGCUGGUAUGGAGCCAAGACACUGCUAGUGGAGAACAAACGGAAUGGUGGAACGUGCGUCAAUGUAGGAUGUGUGCCCAAGAAGAUCACCUGGAACUUCGCAAGCGUAUCAGAAAUGCUGAAGGAUGGCGUGCACUACGGCUAUAAGAUCCCGCAAGGUAUCAAAUUCGACUUCGCCGAGUUCAAGAAGAAGCGCGAUGCGAACAUUGAAGGCCUCAAUGGGGCCUACGAGCGUAAUUGGAGCCGCGACGGGAUUGACCUCGUCCGCGGCACUGCUACGUUCAAGAGUCAAAAGGAGAUAGAGGUCAAUUUGGAGGACGGGGAGAAGGCCGUCUAUACUGCGCCGCACAUCUUGAUUGCAACGGGAGGAUACCCUAUCAAGCCUCAAGACAUUCCUGGAGCAGAGCUCGGUAUCACCAGCGAUGGCUUCUUCGAUAUCGAAGACCUGCCAAAGAAGAUGGCCUUUGUCGGUGCAGGUUACAUUGCAGUCGAACUUGCUGGGGUCAUGAACGCCAUUGGAGUUGAGACACAUAUGUUCAUUCGAGGCAACACCUUUUUGAGAAGUUUCGAUCCAAUGGUCCAAGCAACCCUCACUCAGCGCUAUGAAGACGCUGGCGUGAUAAUCCACAAGAAUCACAAAGGAUUUAAAGAGAUUGUCGGGCUCGGAGAAGGGAAAGGGGAAGAGAAAUUACUCAGACUCGUUCAGAGUAGCGGAGAGGAAUUAGAAGUCAACGAGUUAUUAUGGGCCAUUGGUCGAGCUCCAGAAAUUGAAAAGCUGAAUCCAGCAAAAAUUGGGGUCAAUCUCGCAAAGAAGGGCCAUAUCGAUGUCGACGAGCAUCAAAACACCAAUGUCGAAGGCGUCUACGCUCUGGGAGAUGUAACCGGACAGGCAGAGUUGACGCCAGUGGCCAUUGCAGCGGGUCGCGCCCUCUCAAACCGAAUUUUCGGCUCGCAGCACACGUCCGGCGGGCCUCAUUUGCCCCAAAAAAUAGACUACUCUAACAUUCCAACGGUUGUCUUCGCCCAUCCCGAGGUUGGUACAAUCGGACUGACUGAGCCCGCUGCUAUCGACAAAUACGGCAAGGAUAACAUCAAGACCUACCACACACGCUUCACACCCAUGUUCUAUUCUUUCCAUCCUGCAGAGGAAAAGAAACUGCAACCGACGGAGUACAAGCUUAUAUGUCAGGGCAGCGAGGAGAAGAUUGUAGGCAUGCAUAUCUUAGGAGCUGGCAGCAGUGAAAUGAUGCAGGGCUUUGGAGUGGCAGUAAAGAUGGGAGCUAGGAAGAGGGAUUUCGAUGCAUGCGUGGCCAUUCACCCAACAAGUGCUGAGGAAUUGGUUACCAUGAGGUGA
Letharia columbiana is the source of this 1434-nucleotide messenger RNA. RefSeq lists its product as uncharacterized. The transcript has 2 exons. Gene Ontology annotation, molecular function: glutathione-disulfide reductase (NADPH) activity; flavin adenine dinucleotide binding; NADP binding. Gene Ontology annotation, biological process: cell redox homeostasis; glutathione metabolic process; cellular response to oxidative stress. NCBI's taxonomy places the organism in Eukaryota, Fungi, Ascomycota, Lecanoromycetes, Lecanorales, Parmeliaceae. Gene Ontology annotation, cellular component: mitochondrion; cytosol. Bases 1 to 1434 code for a protein of 477 amino acids. The record is from RefSeq and is a predicted model, not a curated record.